CACCACGCCAAGCUGAGCUUAGUGGCUCGCUUCCUCUUUCACCGAAAAAGCAAGAUAUUUGCCGGUAUUUGUACAUCAUUUCAUUUACAAUUUAGCUUGGCACAAAGCUAAAUCAACGACCAACACAACUGGGAGCGAGACAACCUAACAUGUCCACUAUGAAUCCCGAAUAUGAUUAUUUGUUCAAGCUUCUACUUAUCGGAGACUCUGGUGUUGGAAAAUCAUGCUUGUUGCUUCGGUUCGCGGAUGAUACAUAUACAGAAAGCUACAUCAGCACAAUUGGUGUCGACUUUAAAAUACGAACCAUAGAAUUGGAUGGCAAGACGAUAAAGCUGCAAAUUUGGGACACUGCAGGUCAGGAACGAUUCCGUACCAUAACCUCUAGCUACUACAGAGGAGCUCACGGAAUUAUAGUCGUUUAUGAUGUUACAGACCAGGAGUCGUUUAACAACGUCAAGCAGUGGUUACAAGAAAUUGACCGGUAUGCAUGUGAAAAUGUUAAUAAACUACUUGUUGGGAACAAGUCUGAUCUUACAACAAAGAAAGUAGUGGACUUCACAACAGCAAAGGAAUAUGCAGACUCCCUGGGAAUACCAUUCUUGGAAACAAGUGCCAAGAAUGCCACAAAUGUGGAGCAAGCUUUUAUGACAAUGGCAGCAGAAAUAAAGAAUCGUAUGGGACCAGCGCCGGCUCAACCUGGAACUAGUAACGUCAAAAUCAAUUCUAGUACGCCAGUUAAGCCAAGCGGCGGUGGAUGUUGUUAGUAACUAAUCAAAGACACUGGACUACAAACCAUUUGGUUUUAGUUACUUAAUACUCCUACCAGCAAAAAAUGAUAUUAAGGACUCCCAUUUUAUACGUCUUUCCAAGUUUCAAAAUAACACAGACUUUCUUCUGGGAAGGGAUAUAAGUGGGAGUUUCCAAUGAUUGAAAUGUUGACGGUCACUUCUAUCCUACAUCUUGACAAAAUGGUGCAACAUAUAUUAGACAGCGAAUUGUAGACUUAAUAUCUUUCCCUUUACUAAUCACUCCUCUGAUAUCUACUUUCUUUUUUUUUUUUUAAAUUUAAAUGUAGCAGUUAGAUUUUCGAAAGAGUAAACUGGUACCAAAGCAUUGUAUGUUAAAUUGAUGACACUGUUUUAGUGUGUUCAAUAGAAUUUGCUGUAUUGCAAAUUAAAAAUAAACUAUUGUUGAAUUGAGAGAUUGUUGAUUAAAACCACACUUCGCAAAAAAUAGCAAAUUUAAUUUCAACUUUAUUCAUAGUAAUACUUUAAUCUAAGAGCAUGGCAGUCAGUGAUCUUUGGUGACAAUUUACACUUAAGAGUAACCUUAAGGGUAAGGGCAUAGUUUUAUAUGGAGUUCACUUGUUAAACAAAAAGAAAAAUCAUUCAGAACAUUUUGUAAUUCUUAGGAACAUGCUGUCUUACGCAAAGUUUCUAUUCUUAAAACCUUUUCGGAAAUUGUUGAAAACCUUAUAGCCAAACAACAUCUGGCCAUGAGGCUGAAUUCACACAUGUUUUGUUCAAUAACCAUUUUCACAUUUAGAUUUGAUGGUUGGGUUUGCACCAGUGAUGAGAAAUUAUUAUAAUUAUUGUUUUGAAAUCAAGGUUUGUUAAACAACAUAGACUUACUUUGAAAGUAGCCAGUAAGAUGUCAAGAAGCAAGUACUAUUUUUGGUGAAAAUGCUCAUGGAAACUGCCCAAAGAUUUUAAACUUCACUUAUAAUCUCCAAUCGAAGACAAUAGAUCCAGCUUUAGUUUUUAGAAUGUUUAUGUUGAUUGAGCCACUUGGCUGUCUUCGUUGAAGCCGCUGUUUUGGCUUGUCAUAUGAUCCUUGGAAACUAAUCCAUAGCAACUACAAAGGAGAUUGAUGGAAGGAAUGCUGAUUUAACAAAAUGUGUUGCUAGGGAUUGAUGAACAUGUGUUGUUGCCAGGCAACUUCAACAAAUGAUAGCUAUGGGCUCACUCAAUUUGCAGAGACAGUACCUGUUCUCUUGACUGAAUAGCCAUUUUAGGAAAGGCAGAACAAGCCAAGAAAACAUCAGUUGGGAACAUUCUUCUGUGCAGAGGAAUAUCCUGGCAAGUGGUGACAUUGUGAUCAAUUUUCCCAGUUUUACCCUCUCCAUUUUUCCAGAAAUAAACAAUAACAAUAAUGCCAGUGAAUGCUAUGUUUUGCAUCUCCUAAAAUGGGUCUUUCUGGCAUUGUAUUUGCAUUCAAGGUGUGCUGAACAGUAGUUUCAGUGCAGACAUGUAAUUAAUUAUAUGCAAGCAAAAGAAUAUUCUCCUUUUUGUUGUAAUUAUAGAGCUAUGUUCAAUAAAAAUGUGUGAGUAUGUCAUGUCUACAA
Messenger RNA from Orbicella faveolata, 2344 nucleotides. RefSeq names its product ras-related protein Rab-1A. NCBI's taxonomy places the organism in Eukaryota, Metazoa, Cnidaria, Anthozoa, Scleractinia, Merulinidae. The record is from RefSeq and is a predicted model, not a curated record. Gene Ontology annotation, molecular function: GTPase activity; GTP binding.